GCGGGGCCAUGGCACGUACAUGGGGGAAGAGAAGCUCAUCGCAUCUGUGGCCGGCUCUGUGGAGAGAGUAAACAAGCUGAUCUGUGUGAAAGCCUUGAAAACCAGGUACAAUGGUGAAGUAGGAGACAUUGUAGUGGGGAGAAUCACGGAGGUUCAGCAGAAGAGGUGGAAGGUGGAUACCAACACCAGGCUGGAUUCGGUCUUGCUCCUCUCGUCCAUGAACCUUCCAGGUGGAGAGCUGAGGAGACGAUCUGCAGAGGACGAGCUUGCCAUGCGGGGCUUCCUGCAGGAAGGAGACCUCAUCAGCGCAGAGGUCCAAGCAGUGUUCUCUGACGGAGCCGUCUCCCUGCACACGAGGAGCCUGAAGUAUGGAAAACUAGGCCAGGGCGUGCUGGUGCAGGUCUCUCCCUCCCUGGUGAAGCGGCAGAAGACUCACUUCCAUGACCUGCCGUGCGGCGCCUCCGUGAUCCUGGGCAACAAUGGCUUUGUCUGGAUCUACCCAAGCCUGGAGCACAAAGACGAGGACGCAGGGGGCUUCAUCCCAGACCUGGAGCCUGUGUCGCUGACUGAUCGAGAGGUGAUAUCCCGGCUCCAGAACUGCGUGGUCUCACUGGUGACCCAGAGGAUGAUGCUGUAUGACACCAGCAUUCUGUACUGCUACGAGGCGUCCCUUCCGCACCAGAUCAAAGAUAUCUUAAAGCCAGAAGUAAUGGAGGAGAUUGUGCUGGAAACUCGCCAGAGGCUUCUAGAGCAGGAAGGAUGAGGAGCAGCUUCCGGGAUGGGAUUGUGUGCUUGGCUGCAGUGGUCCUGGGAAGUGCAGGGUCUGUUCUGGUCCCCACGUGCAGCCCAGACAGCAUCCCGCAGACUCCUGACUCUGCUCGGAGCGCAGUUGCUGUCCCCACCCCCAGUCCAGGCCUGCUUUCUCAUUUGGGACGAGGGGCUUGGUGGGUGAGCGGUGCCUCAUGAGUCCUAGCAGAAGAAGGUAAUGUUAGGUCUUUGGGAUGCACAGUGUCCUCCUGGAAUAGCAUAGAGCAGCCUUUGUCUUCCCUCACUCAUGAAGUUGUCUUGGUGCAAACCGUGGUGUCCCUGAGCCCCA
Messenger RNA from Octodon degus (degu), 1096 nucleotides. Its product is annotated as exosome complex component RRP4. Gene Ontology annotation, biological process: TRAMP-dependent tRNA surveillance pathway; poly(A)-dependent snoRNA 3'-end processing; nuclear polyadenylation-dependent rRNA catabolic process. The coding region runs from base 20 to 763 and encodes 247 amino acids. Lineage: Eukaryota; Metazoa; Chordata; Mammalia; Rodentia; Octodontidae. Gene Ontology annotation, cellular component: nuclear exosome (RNase complex); cytoplasmic exosome (RNase complex). The record is from RefSeq and is a predicted model, not a curated record. Gene Ontology annotation, molecular function: RNA binding. The transcript has a single exon.